AAUGUGAGCUAGAGUACGUAAUUUUAUGAUAGUAUUCUCAUCACCUUCCCUCUCACUUUAUUUGCUCAUUUAUUAAUUGGCAAGCAUUCCGUGAACAAUACCAAUAUAUUUAUUGGUAAGUGCGUCGCAUUGAAAUGGGAUUCAGUGUAUUUGUCUUAACGUGGGAUAUCGAGGGCAAAGUUCCACGAGGUGAACUAAAAGAACUAUUGCUUAGGAACCCAGCCCCCGAUAUUUACGCAAUCGGAUUACAAGAAUUGGAACAGAAGCAGAAUGAUAGAUUCUCGUACAGCAGGCACAAUGAAAAGAAGGAUGACAAGGCAUUGGAAUGGGAACAAUGCUUGGAAAAUACUUUGCCAGGUUAUGUAAGAUUGACCACGGCAAAAUUGGAUGGCACAAUUCUCUUCAUUUAUAUUCAGCAAAGCUUAACCGCUGUUGUAGAGAAUUUGGAAUUAAAAUCGUGUGGACCGUAUUCGAGAGGGGAUAAAGGACCAAUAGGUGCAAUUGCAGCACGAUUUGAGAUGGGUGGAGUGUCAUUUUGCUUCACAAACUGUCACUUGUCCGCACAAAGUGAAACACUGGAGGAACGAAAUCGAGAAUUUUAUUUGAUUUGGGACAUUCUCAAAUUCCCCAAUGGUCGUUGCAUUUAUGACCACGACCACGUCUUUAUGCUGGGCAUCCUAAAUCAUAGGGCGGAACGUGGGGAAAUAUUCGAGGGAUUUGUAGAAGCUGAGGAGGACAGAAUGAUUAAGAAAUAUGAUUCUGACUCGGAUUACGAGUAUUACGGGCGUAAAGAAGAGAUGAGAAUUCCUGGAGGGUGUGACCGAAUUUUGUAUAAAGGAUACAAAGCCGGUUAUAAAGUGGAAGAGUACCAGCAACACCCAUAUUUCAGAAUGAGUGGCGAGCACAAACCAGUGACGGGAUUUUAUCGGUUCAAUUUUCCGAGCUAUGUCGAAAUCAAAAAUUCUGUAGCGUGGAAUACUUAAGAUUUUAGAUCUAUAUUUUCACUACUUUGUAAAUACCAUCUAAUAUGCAUAAUCAAAUUCAUUACGACAUAAUAAUAAUAACACAUUUAUAAUUUUACUUACUUACAAAGCUGUGAUUUUUAAUGGGUAUGACGUAAAAGUGCAAAUAAAUAUUUUACAUAAAUUGCA
Folsomia candida is the source of this 1151-nucleotide messenger RNA. Its product is annotated as type II inositol 1,4,5-trisphosphate 5-phosphatase. The transcript is spliced from 4 exons. Bases 135 to 983 code for a protein of 282 amino acids. The record is from RefSeq and is a predicted model, not a curated record. Gene Ontology annotation, biological process: phosphatidylinositol dephosphorylation. Gene Ontology annotation, molecular function: phosphatase activity. NCBI's taxonomy places the organism in Eukaryota, Metazoa, Arthropoda, Collembola, Entomobryomorpha, Isotomidae.